AUUUGGAAGCAUAAUAGAGAAACUCCAAGGCCAUGAGGAUUUCCAUCUUCCUAGCUGUACUACUUCUCAUUGUAGCCAACAUGUUUGCCAUCGGAUGGGCUCGGUCAUAUAAUGGCCACGAUCGCCAUGAACAGGACCAAGCAACAUUGGCAAGUACGGACAGCAUAAUGGUGCAAUCACAUUCGAACCUGGAAGGUCAAAAGCAACUCAGGAAAGCCCAUCCAAUGCAAGUUGCUGGAUCAAGGUUACCCGAUUGCACUCAUGCCUGUGGCUCCUGUUCACCAUGUCGAUUGGUAAUGGUGAGCUUUGCACUAUGUGGCUCGCUAACUCAGGCAGAGACGUGCCCUAUAUCAUAUCGUUGUAUGUGUAAUGGCAAGUCAUAUCCUGUUCCAUAAAAGCUAGGCCACUCUUUUUGCUAAGGUUUAGAACUUAUUAUUGUUACCUAUGUACUUCAACCCUGACUUGUUUUUGUAAUUUACACACUUUAGUAUUACU
This is a messenger RNA of Quercus lobata, 495 nucleotides long. Its product is annotated as protein EPIDERMAL PATTERNING FACTOR 1-like. The transcript is spliced from 2 exons. NCBI's taxonomy places the organism in Eukaryota, Viridiplantae, Streptophyta, Magnoliopsida, Fagales, Fagaceae. Gene Ontology annotation, biological process: stomatal complex development; guard cell differentiation. The coding region runs from base 33 to 395 and encodes 120 amino acids. The record is from RefSeq and is a predicted model, not a curated record.